Kockovaella imperatae is the source of this 899-nucleotide messenger RNA. RefSeq lists its product as hypothetical. The coding region runs from base 251 to 832 and encodes 193 amino acids. The transcript has a single exon. The record is from RefSeq and is a predicted model, not a curated record. Lineage: Eukaryota; Fungi; Basidiomycota; Tremellomycetes; Tremellales; Cuniculitremaceae.
CUUUCCUGAACUGCCGGUGCAGAUCAUUGUGCCUGCAGAGUACCUCUAUCGCGAUGGCUUGAAAUCUGUUCGAAAAUCCCCACCUGCAAAUGACCAUUUCACGCCAGGCGAGAUUGAAGCGGUUCAAGCUGAGCUGGACAAUUAUGCGGAUCUAUUUGCAGAUGAUUCUGACUCAGAGUCUGAUCCCGAAUCCGUGUCCGACUCCGUGUCCGAGUCACAGUCUGGCGAAUGUGACUCGACGCGGUCCGACAUGCUCUCAGAUUCCGAUUCCGACGAAGAAGAUAUGGAACGACUGUACGAUUAUUACAAGACUUACAACGAAAAGAUCACCCAUGCCUUUCACGAACAACUUGAUCCGAUCAUCGAGGACGAGCUUGUCGGUCUUCCAUCCGUCUAUCUCACUCCUCCAACGCCCGAAAUGCUUCCUGUAUCACCCGACGACGAUUCAAUCUCGCAAGGUCAAGAACUCCUCGAAACACCUCCUUCCUUGACACUUGAAGGGACUUGGAGAGACGCCUCUGACUCCCCCUCGUCUUCAAUCUUACCAUCUCCCAACCCUCAGUCGCGUAUCGGCCUCGGGCUCGAAAUGGAGGAGUCAACCGCUCCCUCGAUCUCUUUAUCCAAAACUGAUUGGGCUGACAUGGAUGAUGAUUUCCCCAUGGUAUUCCCAUCAUCAGAAUAUGCCCCUCCUACUGCCGAACCCCAUUCAGCCCUCCAACCCGGGCUAGAGCUCGAACUCGACCGAUCAUCCCCAACUUCAGUGCCUGCCUCCACGAUCUGCUGGGCAGAUAUGGAUGAUGAUGUUCCCAUGGUGUUUCCAGACUCUCUCUAAGGCUACUGGUGUGUACCGUAGCUGAGCCUUCAAUCAUGACACGAGCUGGUCUCUCCUUUGGGCAUUC